GAAACCGAGGAUGGGGAAACCAAGGGGGAGUGACGAGUUAGAAGGCUAGCCAUUUCGAGAUUGAGCAUAGAUUUAGAAAUAAAUCAUGAUCUUGUAUUUGGAGAUUUUAUUGGAGAUUUAUGAUAUCAAAGAUAUUUUAUAAUUUGAUCUUCAGAUUUUGAUGGUAUUAGUUUGUGAUUUGAAUAAGUUCCGAGCCUUGUGUACUUGUGGGACCCGUCUCACGAGUGCACGGCGUCUGCCACGUCCCUGGAUUUGGGUUCUGGGGCGUGACACCAUCAUUUGCAUUUAUGUCAAGUGGUCUCUUCAUACCAGUAAAGAUGAGCUAUUGUGAUGAUCAUUGCAAAAAGCUAGAAAAUUUAGUAGUCUAUCAGCCAAGUAAAUAAGUCCAUGGUUCUUGAAUAAUGUUGUAAUCAUAAGUGGUUAUUCUCAUACUUUGUUGAAUUAAUUGAAAAAGUCUAA
This is a messenger RNA of Rubroshorea leprosula, 459 nucleotides long. Lineage: Eukaryota; Viridiplantae; Streptophyta; Magnoliopsida; Malvales; Dipterocarpaceae. The record is from the annotation of a GenBank genome assembly.